AUGGCCUGUGAAUUUAACCUAAACUUCCUUAAGGAAUUGGAACGAGAGGCUGUUCUGGAAGUCCUUUACCGUGACCAGAUGGUGAGAAAAACAGAAGAGGAAAGAAUAAGGAAACUGAAAGUGCAGCUGCAGCAGCUUCGGUGGAAAGGGGCAAGAAAUGUAAGCCAUGAAUACCAGGAGAGAUCUUGUGCUCGCUGUCAGAAAUCGCUUGGAUUAUUGAUGAACAGAGGUGCAGUAUGCAACGGGUGCAGUCAUCGAGUGUGCUCUGAAUGCCGUGUCUGCCUGAAUCCCUGCCUUUGGAAAUGCACUGUUUGUUACGCUCAUGGAGAUGUGAAAGUAAAGGCUGGUGAAUGGUUCUUUGAGGAACGAGCAAAGAAAUAUCCGGGUGAAGGCAGACAUGAAACAGUUGGUGCAAAGCUCUUGAAAUCUUAUCAGAAACUGAGUAAAAUUUCUGUCGUACCUCCAACUCCACCUCCUUUCACGGAAUCCACAGGAGGAAGCAACGUGACGGUAAAUGAACUCAGCCAGUCUAAAAGUUUUAAUAAAUCUGUGGAAAACUUGUUUUUGUCUCUCACAACACAUAUAAAAAAAAUCUCAAAGUCCCAGAAUGAUAUGGCUGACAGGCGUCUCCUAACCACAGAUUAUGGGCAGAACAUGGAAAGAAGGAAGCAAAGAAGGAGCCAGUCUGACACUGCCAUCAACAUUACAAGCAGGAUGAAAAGUACACCCAGUCUUAAACAGCUCAUCACUGGUACCCAAAAUGACAGUGAAAUUCUGACCAAAAGGAAUUGCAAGGAGGAAGAAGACAUAACAACCAGUCCCACAAGUGAUGCAGUUUUCUGUGAUGGCAGAAAACAUGGGAGUUUGUAUAGUCUUAACAGCACUUGCACUGAGUCUGGCAAUUUUGGCAAGGCUAACGUCACGGGAGAAAUAGAGUUUGCCAUAAGAUACAUCUUCAAAGCUUGCAUCUUAGAAAUUUGCAUCAAGAGAUGCAAGAACCUGGCUUAUGGAGAAGAGAAGAAGAAAAAGUGUAACCCGUAUGUUAAGGUUUAUUUACUUCCUGAUAAAUCUCCUCGGAGUAAGCGAAAGACAGCUGUCAAAAAGAGCACAGUGGAUCCAGAAUUCGAUGAGACUUUGAAGUACAAGAUUGAAUACUCAGAGCUGGGAAGUCGGCAGCUUCAGAUCUCGGUGUGGCAUGCAGGAGCACUGAAAUACAGGGUGUUUUUGGGGGAAGUGGCGAUUCCACUGGCAGCAUGGAAUUUCGAAGAUAACUCAAUGCAGUUGUUCAACUGGUACCAACUCAAAGCCAAGCUGGAAAAGCCUGAAGAUGAUCUUAUCCAGUACAGCGGCGAACUCCUCGUGUCUGCAAGACUGUCAGUACCAGCCCAGUAUAAAACUUUCCAGUUUGAAGGAAAAAAAGACCAAGGAGUUCCCAACUGCCAGCUUCAAGUUAUGAUAUUUGGGGCCAAGAACUUGCCCAUGCUGAGAUCGGCUGGAAUGCCGAACUCAUUCAUUAAAGGUUGUCUUAUCCUUCCAGACCAAGCAGAGGUAAAGCGAAAGUCUCCUGUCCUGAAGAAAGAAGCCUGUCCGCAGUGGAAACACUUGUUUGUCUUUGAUGGUUUUACCCCAGCUCAGCUACAGCAAUCAUGUCUACACUUGACUGUCUGGGACCAGUCAGCUUUCAGCUCAAGCAGUCAGUUCCUAGGAGGAGCCAAGCUUGGUGCAAAGGAAUCCUUUGACUGUACAGACCUUGUUUCUCAGUCAGCGCUCCAAUGGCAGGAAGUGCUCUGCAGCCCAAACAUGUGGAUGGACUUUACACUUGUACUGCAUUCAAAUAAGGAAAACUUUAAGUCAUGA
This is a messenger RNA of Gavia stellata (red-throated loon), 1857 nucleotides long. RefSeq names its product synaptotagmin like 3 (gene SYTL3). Gene Ontology annotation, biological process: exocytosis; intracellular protein transport. NCBI's taxonomy places the organism in Eukaryota, Metazoa, Chordata, Aves, Gaviiformes, Gaviidae. Gene Ontology annotation, cellular component: plasma membrane; exocytic vesicle. The coding region runs from base 1 to 1857 and encodes 618 amino acids. The transcript has 15 exons. The record is from RefSeq and is a predicted model, not a curated record. Gene Ontology annotation, molecular function: small GTPase binding; neurexin family protein binding.